This is a messenger RNA of Eurytemora carolleeae, 551 nucleotides long. RefSeq lists its product as uncharacterized. The coding region runs from base 28 to 528 and encodes 166 amino acids. The record is from RefSeq and is a predicted model, not a curated record. NCBI's taxonomy places the organism in Eukaryota, Metazoa, Arthropoda, Copepoda, Calanoida, Temoridae. The transcript is spliced from 3 exons.
UAUUAUUGUUAGUAACUAUUUCUAUUUAUGUUAAACGUAUUUUCAGAUAGAAUGGCAGAAAUUAUGAAAAAAGACAUAGAUUUAGAAGAAUUUGAGAUAAAAGAAGAGUUAAUUUCCAAAAAUGAAGAAAUCCUUCCCUCCUCUAUUGUAAAGAAUACAUGUACUGUUAAUCUAUAUAAAAAUGGUGUUAAGAUUGAUAAAACAGAAAUACAAGAUGUAUUGAAUACUGUAAUACAGGAUACUGUAGAGAAUAAACCUGUAUUUGAUCCUGAUUUUCACACUGAGCUAAUCAUUAAACACGAAAACGAACAUACAGAAAACAUGGAUGAAGUAUUUGAACCAGAGCCUAAGAAAAGUAAGAAAAAGAACAGCAAAGGGGAAUUUCAUUGUUUUGAUUGUGAGUAUGUUGCAACCAGAGCUUAUCAUCUGAAAACUCAUGUUGAAAGUAAACAUGAAGGAGUGAGAUAUCCUUGUUGGCAAUGUGAGUUUGCGGCAACAACAGCAGGAUCUUUGAAGAUUCACGUUUAAAGUAAACAUGAAGGAGUGGGAUA